AGAAUUGGGCCGGAAGUGCUGGUGCUGUUUCCGCUGGAGGAAACGAGACCAAGUUGAGCUAAUGUCGAUAUAAAGUGUUUGUUUCGGUGAGAGUAAAGUUUAAAGUACAUAAAAGCAGGCGGAGUCUGGUGCGUCCGAGCGGCGCGUUGUUAUCAGCGUUUAUUACAGCCGCUGUCGGCGGACUCUCAGCCGAACUGUGACCCCGGACCUGCGGACUCCGCUGCGGUCGCACUUGUGCUGGUCUCCUUCGGUUCCUCCGGCUGAGUCCGCGUCUGAGUCCGGAGAUGAAGAGGAGACUCCUGCUGGUGUCCAACUCCACCCUGCACGGCAGCGGCUACCUGGACCACUGUCAGCAGCACAUCGCACACUUCUUCGGGAAAGAUGUGAAGAGGGUGCUGUUCGUUCCUCACGCUCUCCACGACAGAGACGCCUACACCAAGACCGCCAGGGACAAGUUCAAGACUCUGGGCUACGAGGUGGACGGCCUCCACGAGGCCCCGGACCCCGUCGACGCCGUCCGGAGGGCCGAGGGCAUUUUCAUAGGAGGAGGAAACACCUUCCGGCUGCUGAAGAGUCUCUAUGACAACCAGGUGGUGACGGAGAUCAGGAGGAGAGUGCUCGAGGACGGUGUCCCCUACAUGGGCUCCAGUGCCGGCACCAACGUGGCCACCAUCAGCAUCAACACCACCAACGACAUGCCCAUCGUCUACCCUCCGUCCUUCUCCGCCAUCGGCCUCGUCCCCUUCAACAUCAACCCGCACUACCCGCACUACCUGGGCGCCGCGCCUGCCAGCAGCCGCCACAUGGGGGAGACCAGAGAGCAGAGGAUCACCCAGUACCACGAAGAACCUGAUACUCCAUGUGUCCUGGGUCUGAGGGAGGGGUCCAUGCUGCUGGUGGAGGGAAACAAAGCAACACUACUGGGAAGCACCAAGGCCAGGCUCUUCACCAGGGGAAAGCCCUCAGUGGAGUACGACCCGGGCAGUGACCUCAGCUUCCUACUGACACACUGACCAAUCAGAGGGAAACAGGAAACGACUGCCGGUGUCGCGCCCUUUCACGUUGUUGUUCUGGUCAAAACAGAAUAAAUGUUUUAAAAGAAAAAUCA
Molecule: messenger RNA, 1108 nt
Organism: Siniperca chuatsi (mandarin fish)
Lineage: Eukaryota; Metazoa; Chordata; Actinopteri; Centrarchiformes; Sinipercidae
Product: Alpha-aspartyl dipeptidase-like
Exons: 8
Coding region: 285-1013 (242 amino acids)
Biological process (GO): proteolysis
Molecular function (GO): serine-type peptidase activity
Source: RefSeq, a predicted model, not a curated record